This is a messenger RNA of Saccostrea echinata, 2238 nucleotides long. Its product is annotated as long-chain fatty acid transport protein 6-like. The coding region runs from base 1 to 1893 and encodes 630 amino acids. Lineage: Eukaryota; Metazoa; Mollusca; Bivalvia; Ostreida; Ostreidae. Gene Ontology annotation, molecular function: long-chain fatty acid transmembrane transporter activity; long-chain fatty acid-CoA ligase activity. The transcript has 10 exons. The record is from RefSeq and is a predicted model, not a curated record.
AUGUCAGGGCGACAAAAAGCUCUCCUUCUUGCUUCUGGAAUAGGGGGUGCAGGCUAUGCGGCCUGGAAGACAUUUUUUCCCUGGAUUGGUGAUGAUAUCAAGACAAUUAGAGCUAUCUUGGUAGUUCUCAAAAAGAUUGGUGAAAACUUUAGCAAGGUGAGGACAGUUUUGGAUAUGUUUGAAGAUGACGUAACAAGAUUACCGAAAAAGGCGUUCAUCAUUUUUGAGGAUAGACAAUACUCGUACGAAUUUGUCGACGCCAUGGCCAAUAGAGUGGCAAACCUUGCUGCAUCAUGGAACCUUCCUCGAGAUACCCCAGUCGCCAUGAUGCUAGAAAACGAACCUGCAUUCGUAUGGACAUUUCUAGGUCUGCAGAAGGCAGGACUAGUAGGAGCCUUUAUUAACUACCACUUAAAAGCUCAUCCACUCAUUCACUCCAUCAAAGUCAGCGAGGCACCUGUUCUCAUCACUGGCUCAGGAGAAGGCCAUUUGGAGUCGAUCCUCGAGAUACUGAACGAUUUGCCUGACCUUAAAAUUUAUGUCCAGGGAAAACGGCAAACUGACCUCCCUUCAAACUUUGUUGCUAUGGACGACGUUCUUCUUCGGACUCUUCCUGUGCCUCUUUCUAAGGCACGCCGGGAGGGAACCACCUUACGCAGUCCCGUCUGUUACAUAUAUACAUCUGGUACAACAGGACUACCGAAGCCAGCGAUCAUCAACCAUUCAAAAGCCGUGGCUGUCUCGUUGUAUUGGCAAACAUUCGGUUACAAUGAAAACGAUAUAUCUUACGCUGUUACACCUCUAUACCACAGCGCUAGCACCAAUAUGUGUCUAUUCAAUACAAUUGAAAGAGGAGCCACUAUUGUCCUCCGCCGAAAGUUCUCCGCCCGUCAUUACUGGGAAGAUGUGCGCAAACAUAAAGUUACAGUUAUACAGUAUAUUGGAGAAUUAUGCAGAUAUUUACUACGUGUUCCAAAGAAUGAUCUUGAUGGUGUUCACAAUGUGCGUGUGGCGUUUGGGAAUGGACUUCGGAUAGACAUAUGGGAAGAAUUUAAAACCAGGUUCAAGAUUCCGCGGAUAGUAGAAUUUUUUGGAGCAACGGAGGGAACUGGAAGCUUUCUGAAUGUUACUGGUAAAGUUGGUGCCAUCGGCAGGAUAUCUCCUUUUAUGAAAGCAACCAUAUUUCGGGAUAAAAGCUUUCAAAUAAAUUUCAUUAAAUUCGACAUCAGAUCCGAAAAACCGAUAAGAGACAAAAAUGGGAGAUGUAUCCAUAUCAGACCAGGUGAAGUGGGUCUCAUCAUUUGUGGGGUAAUCGAAGAAUACUACUCUGGAUUGUACAAGGGUUCUAAGGAAAUGAACGACAAAAAAUUCAUCCGAGACGUCUUUGAAGAGGGUGAUCGCUGGUUUUCAUUCGGUGAUUUGAUCUACCUGGAUGAAAACUACGACGUAUAUUUCAGAGACAGAACUGGGGACACAUUUAGAUGGAAGAGUGAGAAUGUUUCUACUGCUGAAGUCGCUGACGUUGUGAGUCGUAUUCCAUUUAUUCGUGACGUCAAUGUCUACGGUGUGACAAUUCCAGGUGAAGAUGGGCGAGCUGGAAUGGCGGCCAUUCUUCUAAAACAAGAAAACGACAAAAUUACAGAAGACAAAUUGCGAACAAUUUACUCAGUCUGUGAGAAGGAACUUCCGGUCUACGCUCGUCCUUUGUUCCUCCGCUUCAUGUCGGAGUUCAUCGUCACACAAACAAUGAAGAACCGCAAGGUGGAGCUAGUGGAGGAAGGUUAUGACCUGGAAAAGGUCAAGGACCCACUGUAUUUCAUCGACUCAAAAAACAAGACUUAUUCUCCUCUGUCUCUGGAAAAUUUCCAAGCUGUAAUGACUUCAAAAUUAUGAUGUGUUUGAAUAAUUUAGUGGUAUCCACUUUUUUUUCAAAAUGUGAUUCCUUUACGAAGAAUUAUGUUUUGUAUUAUGCAUCCAACGUUGUUCUUGAUUUCAGUAUUUCAGAUAAUAUUUAAUGUUGAUGUAAUCUUUUUAUUUGGAAGUUAGUCUCAUACUUCAAUACUGUUUUGGGUAUCAAUUUAGACUGUCUUAAUUAAUUAUCUUGAAUACCAAUCAAUAUACACGUUUUGAAGAUUUUUAUGCCUUUAAGAAAAGAAAAAUAAACUGUCCGUCCGAAAUGAGUUUUUCUCUAUAUCCUCAAAAGAUUUAAGUAUUAAUGAUAAAAAAAAACACAACUAG